AUGACCAAGAUGUUUGUGACUGAGCUAGAGUGUGUGAGUAGUCAAGCUAAUGCAGUCCACGCACAUAAAACAGAAUUAAACCAGACAAUACAGGAGUUAGAGUCUAUGCUGAAGAAAAAAGAGGAGGAAAUAGAAAGAUUAAAACAAGAACUCGACAGUGCCAGAAAGCUCCAGGCACAGAGAGAUUCUUUGACCCAGAAGUUACAGGAAGUAGAAAUUCAAAACAAAGGUCUGGAAGACCAGCUGUCUGAUCUAGAGCAACGCCUGGAGAAAAGUCAGAAUGAGCAAGAAGCUUUUCGCAGUAACUUGAAGACACUUUUAGAAAUUCUUGAUGGGAAAAUAUUUGAACUAACAGAGUUACGAGAUAACUUGGCCAAGCUAACAGAACACAGCUAA
Cuculus canorus (common cuckoo) is the source of this 396-nucleotide messenger RNA. RefSeq names its product homer protein homolog 1-like. The record is from RefSeq and is a predicted model, not a curated record. Bases 1 to 396 code for a protein of 131 amino acids. Gene Ontology annotation, molecular function: G protein-coupled glutamate receptor binding. The transcript is spliced from 4 exons. Gene Ontology annotation, cellular component: postsynaptic density; dendrite; plasma membrane. NCBI's taxonomy places the organism in Eukaryota, Metazoa, Chordata, Aves, Cuculiformes, Cuculidae. Gene Ontology annotation, biological process: regulation of store-operated calcium entry; G protein-coupled glutamate receptor signaling pathway.